Messenger RNA from Gavia stellata (red-throated loon), 2656 nucleotides. Its product is annotated as USP6 N-terminal-like protein. Bases 252 to 2630 code for a protein of 792 amino acids. Lineage: Eukaryota; Metazoa; Chordata; Aves; Gaviiformes; Gaviidae. The record is from RefSeq and is a predicted model, not a curated record. The transcript has 14 exons.
UUGCCUUUUCUCCCAGCUGCUCGCGGUGAGCUCUCACGUGCCAGAGGAGCAGAGGGGAGAGCCACCGCACUGAGCUGCGGUAGCACCAGCGUGGCCAAAGGGCAUUUGAGCGGUGGGCUGCGGCGGCUGCGGGUCCUCGCCACCCCGCGGCGGAGACAACCAGCUCCUGCCAGGUAGAUGCCCACUGGGGAGAGGACAACUACAGCUGAACUGAUGCAUCUCGGCACCUGGUACCAGGCUCAGCUUCUGACAUGAAGAAAGAUAUAGAGUCUUUAAUAGCCCAAGAAAAAGCGGAGAUCGUUGCCAAGUAUGAGAAGGGCAGGCAGGAAGGAGCUCAGAUUGAUCCGUGGGAAGAUGCAGAUUUCACGCUGUAUAAAGUUACAGACCGGUUUGGAUUCCUGCACGAGCAGGAGCUGCCGACCCGCACGGCCUUGGAGGAGAAGCAAAAACAGCAGGAAAUCGAACGUGUGGACAAGUGGCUAAAGAUGCUGAAGAAAUGGAGCAAAUACAGAAACAGUGACAAGAUGUGCCGGCGAGUGUACAAAGGGAUCCCGCUUCAGGUGCGAGGCCAGGUCUGGUCCCUUCUGCUGGACGUCGAGAAGAUGAAGAAGGAGAACGAAGGAAAAUAUGAGCAAAUGAAAGAACAAGCAAAGAGCUUUUCAUCGGAAAUCAAGCAGAUAGAUUUGGACGUUAACCGCACCUUUCGAAACCACAUCAUGUUUCGGGAUCGCUACGGAGUGAAGCAACAGGCGCUCUUCCAUGUCCUGUCAGCAUACUCGGUUUAUAACACCGAAGUGAGCUACUGCCAAGGGAUGAGCCAGAUCGCAGCCAUCCUCCUGAUGUACUUAAACGAAGAGGAUGCAUUUUGGGCACUGGCACAGCUGCUGACCAACCAGCGGCACGCCAUGCACGGUUUUUUCAUUCCUGGGUUCCCGAAGCUGCAGAGAUUUCAAGCUCACCACGAGCAGAUUUUAAGCAAACUGUUUCCCAAACUGAAGAAGCACAUGGACAAGGAGCAGAUGACUACGGGGAUUUACACGACCAAGUGGUUCCUGCAGUGUUUCAUUGACCGGACCCCUUUCACCCUCACCUUGCGGCUGUGGGAUAUCUACAUCCUGGAAGGAGAGCGGGUGCUGACGGCCAUGGCUUACACCAUCCUCAAACUGCACAAAAAGCGCUUGCUGAAGAUGACGCUGGAAGAUUUACGGGAAUUUCUGCAGGAGAAAAUUGCCGCUUCCCUGCAGUACGAGGACGAUGCCGUCAUCGAGCAACUGCAGGUGUCGAUGACCGAACUGCGCAAGAUGAAAUUUGACCUCCCCCCGCCAGCAAAGCCUGAGGAGUUCCCACGGAAACCCCUGGGCCCGGAGCUCUCCCUCAACCCAGUAGCCGUGAAGGGCAACGUGGCGGCCAACAGCCAGAAUGGCCGGGUGGGUGAGCACCCUCCGGACAGGGAGCCCCAUCCCCACAGAGGUCCCGGGGUGCCGGGAGGAACAAUGGCGGCAGAAGCGAGGACUCCCACCCUCCAGCGCAGUGAAGCAGCUGAAGCGAGGGACAUCCACCUGCACCCUCCUGGCGAGGGGCCGCCGGGAGAGGAGGGUCAGGUGGAGCCCGCCGGGGACGGGCAGCCGCCGCCACCUCUUCUGAAGGCAAGCGAGACACAGACCCAUCAUCACCUCUUGCCCACAGCCCUGCCUCCGGAGCAGCCUCUUCUCACGCCCAGCUGUGCCACGGUGGACCAGAAGUUGGUCUCCCUCCCCACCCCAGACGAGCAUGGCUCCUCGGACUCUUCUCUCCAAAAUACACUGAGUCCUCCUGACUCGAGCGCAGCUGAGCUUUCUGCUACGGACCAUGCAGUAUGGCAGCCAAAUCCUGCUGCCCUGCCGGCGGGAGAACAAGCAUCUUCCCUCUGCGAAGAGAAAGCACUGGAUGCAACCCCUCAUCCUCUGCCGGGCAGCUGGCAGCGGCUCUCUGGCGCAUCGCAGCACGCCGGCUCCCCCGAGAGUGGGCUCAGGGAGGAGACGGCCGAGAAGCGCUGCAGAGCAGCGCUGCCACCCAAAACGGACUUGAAGCGCUUGGCAUCCAAAGCUGCAUCCACGGGGGAGCUCGCCAGCCUGCAGCAGAACGGGCCAGGGAGCCCCACCGGCACCGCGUACUGGCCGGAGGGCUUGGGCGAGCUGCCCGCACACGGGCUGGCGGGCGGCAGCGUGCCCGUCUUAUCCGGCAGCGAGUCAGAGGCAGCGGGGCCGAGCGAGGGCUGCCCCUUCCAGCAGGCACCGUCCCCCGCGGUGGAGGGGAACAGCCCCUACACCGUUAUCAAAACCACCACCCCCCUCCACCUGGCCCAUGCGACAGAGCAGGACUUCUCAAACAGAAAGCAGGUGGCACUGCCUCUGCCGGAGACUGGACGUCCCCUGCCUGCCACCUCCAUGCCACCACCUCUUGCGCUGGACCCGGAGGAGGUAGAUGCCCAAAAAAGCCUCCAAAAACCAUUAAACACACUGAAAGCCCCACGACCCCCCCUGAGCCCCAAACCAAAAUUAUUGCCGCAGGUUGCCAAAUCUCGCUCGGAGAACAGUUUCCUUUCAGGCUCUCCUCCCCUGGCAAAGCUGCCCAAAUCGGUGACGUUUUAGUGGGGAUGGGGGGAGGCAAGGGAGAG